Molecule: messenger RNA, 576 nt
Organism: Danaus chrysippus (African queen)
Lineage: Eukaryota; Metazoa; Arthropoda; Insecta; Lepidoptera; Nymphalidae
Source: the annotation of a GenBank genome assembly
AUGUCUUGGGCUAAGCCUCUUCGUCGUCUCGAAGUUCUUAUCGCAAAGAAAAAUAAUUUAGACAAUGUUGAGGCCACAGCUGAUAGCUUAUGUAGCUUAAUAUCUUUAGUCGACGUAAACUUUACCGGCAAUCCGAUGACCAAAAAGCAUCGAUAUAAAGAAAUUAUGAUAGCGCGAUGUGCACCUUUGCGCGUUUUAGACGAUGUCGUUAUUCACAACACGUCUAGGACAUUCCUACAAAAUUUCGAUAAAGUAGUUCGUUUACGCCAAUUAAACGUUAGAAAUAAAAUAAAAAUGUCACGUCAAGGCCUAGAUGAUUUUUUCGAAUUAAAUAUGUUGCCUGGACCAAAAGCUCAGAGUGCUAUGUCCAUAACAGAAUUUUCUAAUCAAAAACCGAAGAUUUCAGCCAUAGACUCCACUUAUACUUUUAUGCCAAGAGCCUUUUGGCGUAACAGAACUGCUCCUCCUCGUGACACAAUUCCACCUUUGGAGCCACCGCCAAUGCCAAAAGAACCUUCCAAAGCGCCACCCGCCAAGGGCAUCUUGAAAAAACCUAUGCCAAUGAAAUAUAUUUGA